Molecule: messenger RNA, 516 nt
Organism: Mesocestoides corti
Lineage: Eukaryota; Metazoa; Platyhelminthes; Cestoda; Cyclophyllidea; Mesocestoididae
Source: the annotation of a GenBank genome assembly
AUGGAUUUUGCGAUUUCGGCUUUGUGCACGGACAAUUGCGUCGCGGUGAACAGGGGCACGUACGGAGGCCGCCUCGGCUGCAUGCUGGGUGGCAGUGAGAUACCCGCGCAUCACUGCGAGCUGAUGACGAAGCCUGACUUCUCUUGCGACAACCCCACUUGCCAGGCCAAAUGGGUCGUGUCCGACUGGUCCAAGGUUCGUCUGAGUGCUCGCAUUAUUCCUGCUCGGUCUCCUGCGGAGGCACAGGCUACCAAUAUCGGGAGCAAAAAUGUGUCUGGACGAAUUCCGGUCAACUUGCCGGAUCGGCUUGCUACGAUGCCAAAAUCCAGGCGCCGCCAGCAGUCCGCCCAUGUAGCACUAAACCAUGCAAAACACUGUGCGUCGAUUUAUCCAAACAAUGUCCGAAGUUUCGGCAUUGGUGUGUUUUCAAUGCUUUUAAAUACAACUGUUGCAAAACCUGUCGGGACUAUGCACUUCAAACGAGCCAAUUUGGCCCCUGAAGUCCCGCUCCUCUGA